Molecule: messenger RNA, 3553 nt
Organism: Orbicella faveolata
Lineage: Eukaryota; Metazoa; Cnidaria; Anthozoa; Scleractinia; Merulinidae
Biological process (GO): glycerophospholipid catabolic process
Cellular component (GO): cytosol
Molecular function (GO): calcium ion binding; calcium-dependent phospholipid binding
Source: RefSeq, a predicted model, not a curated record
CUUUUCAUGUAGUUUGGAAUGAGGAAUAUUUUUGGAUUGACUUCCGGCUCACGUACAGAUGAUUAUUUAGUUCGUCUGCUUGCAAACAGUUACUGGAGUUGUAUUGAAAGCCUUUCUGUAGUGCCUCUUUUGAGUAUAGACUGGUACCAUGAGUACUAAAGAAACUGGUUUGGCUUUUUCGGGCGGCGGCAUUCGGUCAGCGGCGCUGUGCUCUGGAGUCCUGCGCAGACUGCUCCAGGAGAAAGCAAAAGUAGAAUAUAUAAGCUGCGUGUCAGGGGGUGGUUACACGGGCACUUCCUUUCUGGAUUGGAAAUACCGAAAAGAGAAGAAAGAGGACGACGUUGAAGAAUGGCAUGAGGAGUUCUUCGACCACAUGCGACGAAAAGCAGGGUAUUUAUGUGACUGGGAGAAGCCACUGAUAGGAAUCCGAGAUACGAUAGUACUGUUUUUCCUGGUGCUCAUCGUCACCUUCAUUUUGCCGAAUGUCAUUUAUGGGUCUUACGCAUUUCCUGUUGCCUUCAUCAUCGAUUACAUGUUCGGAAAGUACCUUCGAGACCAGGAGGAUUGUGAUAAUGCUACAGCGAUCGGGAUUCAUCAGAGUGACCAGAACGCCACGCCUCAAGAAAUCCGCCAACAUUGUCUUUCUCGUCAAGGAACCAAGGCUUCCGCCAAGAUUCUCCUAUUUUCCAUCCUGGGCGUGCUGUUUGGCAUAUUUUACAUUCUAUCGCGCAGGUUGUCUCAGAAAUUCUCUCAAUAUUUUAGUUUUCUCUCGGCAAUUUGCUUUCUGUUGUUUUCGUUUACUUUCUUCCCGUUUGCAAUACAUAGUUUCUUUAUUGAAAUCCCCCUGUGGAGUCGGUUGGUUAUUGUGGUGAUUGGCGUUGUCCUGUGGUUCUUUCUUCCUCUCUUGCGCAACAAAACAUCCUGCGGUCUUAUAAUAUAUCUUUAUUCUUAUAUCAUCUACUGGAAGGUGUACGAAGCUAAGAUAGUAGGCAUUGUGUUUUCUGUUGAGCUAUUUAAUCGGUUGCUCUUUGCCUCUGGGUUUAUUUUGUGGUUUGUACCCUAUUUGGACGCAUCACGCAAGAGACUCAUCCAUGUCUACAACAGGUGGAGACUUCGAAAGGCAUUUUACUCAAAGGAAAGCCAGGUCACAAGGGGAUGGCUGGAAAGGUUCCAAGAAGUCUUCUGCCCUUUGUGGACAUGUCUAAAGAAAAGCAGUAGACGGAAGUCUAGACAAUACACAGAGCAACAGGCGGACAUCCUUGGAAAUCACGAUCCGCGGGCUAAUGACCCCACCAUCGAAGGAACUAGGCCAGUAGAGAAGAGAGCCUUAAACUUGGGAGAUCUAAGGGGCAUGGAGCCCGAGUACAUUUCAAACGUGACCGUCCACGACUGGAAGAAAAACGAGAAUUCGGAUAGAGAUUCUGCUCAGCUGACAAUGUCACCUACCAAAAUCGAGCGGUUAGAUAGCGAACCAUCGUCUUUCGAGCAAUUUAAAGGCAAAAUGGAACCUCGAGAUGUCGAAUUAUCAGACGCCAUGGCCACCUCUGCAGCGGCAAUUUCAGGUUAUGACUCCUCUCUCAAAAUGAUCCGCCUCCACACGAUUCUUGGAUUUGAAAUGGGAAUCACAAUGAUCAGCAACUUCAAGGCAAUAAAAGCUGAGUCUUGUUUCAUGAAGGUGGUCCCACUUCUCAUAAAUAUUCUCCGUGGUCUUCCAUUAAUCGUUGUACCAGCCAUUUACUAUCGUGGAGGCAAUGGAGCAACGUCAAUUGAAGCUGGAGUAAUUACAUUCUUUGUAAUUCAUCUUAUUUUGGCUUUGAUUGGAAGUUUCGCCGACACGGGAACUGAAAACCCAAAGUGGUGGCAGAAGAUAGCUGGGUGGUUUAUCGUGCAUGUGUCGUUUGUGAAUUUUGUGAGAGAAGCCCUUUCCAUGGAGAACAUCGGCCCCGUCCCACCCCCUGUGAUGCUACUCAGCGAUGGAGGCCACGUGGAAAAUCUAGGGAUUUUGCCAUUGUUAAAGAAAAAACUCAAGAAGAUUAUUGUAGUCGAUGGCAGUGGUUAUACUGAUGAGAAGUCCUAUGGAGAAGUUCUUCUGAAAGCAUUGAUGCUCGCUCGUACCAAGCUGAACUGUUCGUUUAUUGGCGAAGGUGGUCGGGACGUCAUUUCAGACCUGUUGGAGAAUUUUGUGAAACCGCAAAAACCAAAUGAAAGAAAACCACGACAUUACAAAUUUAGAGUUGAAUACUACCAAGAUGACGCUGGCAAAGUUGGAGAAGGUGAAAUUCUAUUCAUUAGACCAAGAGAUCCACGAAAAGGUGAAGAAAGCGAAGUCAAAACCUGGGAGGAAUUUGGUUUUAAUUUGGAGCCACGUGACUGGGGAGAUAGUCCGUAUCUGACGGAAGAGGACGUCGAUAAAUUGACCUUCUGCUGCUGUGCGUGUUGCAACAAAAAAUCCUGGCUGAGUUGCUUGUCGGUGGCGCUGUGUAACAAGUUCCCCAACACCUCCACGGCCAAUCAAUUCUUCACUCCAUUGAUGUUCUCCGCUUAUCACCGUGAGGGUUUCCGAGCAUGCGUCGAAGCUAAUGCUGCUGAAUUUCUGAAGGAUGACCGAGGUGUCCUAAGACGAAACAGCGAGAAUGAUAAUAUUGAUGUGUGAUAGACACUUGUGAGCCCGGUGUGUUUAUUUUGUCAGCAAGACAUUGUGUGCACGGUAGAGUAUUAUAUUUGCACUCAGAACAAAAUACAACUGAAUUUUAUAACCCCAUUUUGAGAGUUUUAACUUAACAAGUUUAUUAAGAGCUCAACAUGCAUUUUUACGUUAUGGUUUUCUGUUUUUAAUUACUUAAGCAAUUAAUUAAUUAAAUUAAUUAAUUCGUAGUUAAUUAAUUAAUUAAUUUGUCUUAAUUAAUUAAGAUUCGAUGGCCAAUAUAACUUGAUACAGUUUCAAGUUCAUGUCUUUUAUUUGUAUGAGUGUUUAACUGCAUUUCCCCGACCCUUUUUAUACAGGAAUUAUGUAUGAGCACGAUUUUGGUUAAAUGAUCAAUAAGUAGAAUGGUUUGCUUGUAAAACAAUUAGAACGGAUUUCCGACACAUUUCAAAAGUUUUGAAAUAGCACAACAAUCUUGAUCAAUAAUUUUAUGCUUGGAUGGCUUUUUAUGCGUACGUUAAGUGUAACAACAAACGUUAUUCGUAGCUUUUAUGACCAGGAAAGAGCUACAUUCCUUGCCUUGUUCCUGUUUGUUUUAAAUGGCCGAUGUAGCUUGAUAUAGCUUGCAGGUCGGUCGGUUCAUGCCUAUUAUUUGCUUGCGUGUUUACCUUCAUUGCAAAGUUGUAUAUGAGUACUUUAGGUAAUAGAAAAAUUUGGGUUACAGUAAGAUGGCUUGCUUGCAGUUGUACAAUAGUUAGUAAAGAUUUUAAACAAAUCUCGUUAUACUUAAGAAUAUUUUUAGCAACCUACAUUAAUUUAAGUCCUCAGCCGAUUUUUGGUUGUUCUGGGUGAACUUUACCUGUUAGCUUUUGUGCGUGAUAAUUAAUAAAGAGCGUGUGAUCUCAGUCA